Molecule: messenger RNA, 1129 nt
Organism: Trachymyrmex septentrionalis
Lineage: Eukaryota; Metazoa; Arthropoda; Insecta; Hymenoptera; Formicidae
Gene: Ppcs
Product: phosphopantothenate--cysteine ligase
Exons: 7
Coding region: 206-1120 (304 amino acids)
Biological process (GO): coenzyme A biosynthetic process
Cellular component (GO): cytoplasm; nucleus
Molecular function (GO): phosphopantothenate--cysteine ligase activity
Source: RefSeq, a predicted model, not a curated record
CUCUCCUUUUCGCAAGAAAGAAUUCUCGGAGAAGUGUGAUAUCUUAAGUCACGUGAAUAAUUAUUAUAUAAGAAUAUACAACGGUUUAUUUCGAAUUUCUUACGCAACUGUUACUUGCAAAAUACUGAUCGACAAUCGAAGUUAAACUGAUCCUUUUUAGGGAAAAUAUACGUCGAGCAGCUCUUUCUAGUCGCAGCUAUUCACGAUGGUCUCAACAUGGGAGGAUUUCUAUGCGAAGCAUUCACCCCCUCAAGACUUGGCACAAAAUGAACAGGCGUUGAAGGAAUUCACCAGGAAGCAUCUUGAGGCUGGUAAUAAAGUGGUAUUGGUGACGAGUGGUGGUACGACAGUACCCUUGGAACACAAUACAGUGAGAUUUGUAGACAAUUUCAGUGCGGGUACAAGAGGCUCAGUUUCAGCGGAAUACUUUUUGGAGUAUGGAUAUGCAGUUAUUUUUAUGUAUAGAGUUAAAUCUUUAGAACCAUUCUCGAGACACUUUAUAGGUCAGAAGUUUUUAGACCUGCUUCAAAUAUCAGACAAUAAUGAGAAUCCUGUUAUCACAGUACUGCCAGAACAUACGCAGAAGGUAGCAACAGUACUGCGAAAAUACAGAGAGGCAUUUAAUAAAAAAAAAUUAUUGCAACUUACUUUUACAACUUUCUCUGAAUAUCUAUGGCUGCUGCGAUCUGCUUGCCAAGCAUUAGCACCUCUAGAGAACAAAGCUAUAUUAUAUUUAGCAGCAGCGGUCUCGGAUUUUUACAUUCCUUCCAAUGAGAUGUCAAUCCAUAAGAUUUCCUCGAGUGGGCCACCAACUAUAUCUCUUCAAUUAGUGCCAAAGAUUUUAGCUCCGUUAGUCAGUUUAUGGGUACCAAAAGCAUUUGUAGUUUCAUUUAAAUUAGAAACCGAUGAAAGCUUGCUGAUUUCUAAAGCGAGGACUGCCCUUAAUAAAUAUCAUCACAACCUUGUAAUAGCCAACAUGUUGCAAACUAGAAAGCAACAAGUGAUUAUUGUAAGCAAGGAAACCAAUUACGUUUUGUCUCUUACAAACGAACAAUUAGAUAAUGGUGAAGAAAUUGAACAAUUAAUUGUAAGAGAUCUCAUUGAAAAGCAUAUAAAGUAACUAUGUGGU